ACGACGUCUGCAUGGAUCAACGACAUUCUACAAGGAACCAUGGCUAAAUUUGUGAUUCUUCUUGGAUUUGCUCUAGUAGCACUCGCUGCAGCCAAUCCAGGCUAUGGCAGCUACGGUGGCAGCCAAGGUGGCCAGCAAGGAGGCUUCAGCAGCCAACACGGCCAGCAAGGCCAAAGUGGUCACGGCCAGCUAGGCCAAGGUGGACAUGGUCAGCAAGGUUUCGGAGGACAAGGAGGCUUCGGCCAGGGUCAAUAUGACUACCAAUCCCAAGGCCAAUACAGUCAGCAAGGCUCGUACGGCCAGUACGGUCAGCAAGGCCAGCACGGUCACGGUGGGCACCACGGACACUAGUACUACUACAAGCAGAUUUAAUCUGUUUAGAUUAGUUACUUAAUUAUUUAUUAAAAAAAUAAAUGUA
This is a messenger RNA of Aricia agestis (brown argus), 418 nucleotides long. Its product is annotated as glycine-rich cell wall structural protein. The transcript has 3 exons. NCBI's taxonomy places the organism in Eukaryota, Metazoa, Arthropoda, Insecta, Lepidoptera, Lycaenidae. The coding region runs from base 40 to 351 and encodes 103 amino acids. The record is from RefSeq and is a predicted model, not a curated record.